Hypoxylon trugodes is the source of this 681-nucleotide messenger RNA. RefSeq lists its product as uncharacterized. Bases 1 to 681 code for a protein of 226 amino acids. The transcript has 5 exons. The record is from RefSeq and is a predicted model, not a curated record. NCBI's taxonomy places the organism in Eukaryota, Fungi, Ascomycota, Sordariomycetes, Xylariales, Hypoxylaceae.
AUGGCGUCUUACCAUCGCGUAUUGAAAGUGUUCGACCGGACCAUUCGAGAUAAAUCCUUAGAAUGCGAUUGCGACAUCCAUCCAUGGGAGGUUCUGAUUAACGGCGAAAGAUGGGCCGGGAAAGUACGGCUCAUUGGCUUCGUCGAUGUUUUCUUCCUCAUGUGUUACUCGGCGGACGCUCGUUUUGAGAAAGGAAUAAUCAUCUAUAAGGACGAUGAGGUCAUCAGAGACACCUUGAAGAGUGCGAACGUAGACGCUUCGCAAAUUAAAUUGGAUGUCGUCAAUGCAAAGGAGAUGAAGGACGAUAGCAACCUGCUCCCGAAAUACUUCGGCUUCACUAGCCAACCGCUCGACUAUCUCAUCAUCGGUCUUGGGCACGAGGUCGGAUUGAAUACGGAAUACCCAAGCUCUUCCUUAAUCAAGUACGAGAUCAAGAUUUUGAAGAGCAAGAACAAAGUUAUGAAAAAACGUGUCAGGCGCGCUGUAACACAGCACAGUCUAAUGGACCUAAUGCAUGAUGCGAUUCGCCUCGGGGUGAUAACACACGCUGAGAUGACAGCGCAGCUCUUAGGGAACUUCUAUGUCGGAAGUGCGACAGAUGAUGCUAUACGCAAAUAUAUGGACACGCUGGGCUCUGCUAGUCGACCAAAUAGCAUUGCAUUGUCGAACGAGAGAUCCUGA